Molecule: messenger RNA, 960 nt
Organism: Anopheles stephensi (Asian malaria mosquito)
Lineage: Eukaryota; Metazoa; Arthropoda; Insecta; Diptera; Culicidae
Product: lysozyme-like
Exons: 4
Coding region: 411-866 (151 amino acids)
Molecular function (GO): lysozyme activity
Source: RefSeq, a predicted model, not a curated record
CAAAUCUAAAUGCUCCUCACCGGUUACGUUAGCCACACACCACCGUCAAACACCAAAUGAUCAGCUCAUUCUAAUAAAUUAACGUCUACACCAAGCUUCUCCGAGUCUUCGAUGCCUUCUUCUGGGGCUUUUUUUUUGUUUAACAACACGGUUGUACUACCGAUGCACUUUGAUCUCUCAGCCGAUUAGUCCAUUAGCCGUCCAUCAAAUGUUUCAUAACAAACCUUAACGCCCGAGGCGACGGCUCUAAUUCCCGCUUCGUGAUCUUGGGAGCGCGUGAAUUCUAACGAUCUCCGGGGGCCGGGAACGACUCAGACCGGGGCUGUUUGCUGACGAGGGCAAUCAGUUUGUGUCUGAGUGUCUCGGUCCGAACACGGUGUGAUCUCGGUUAGCGGAUCCGUAAUCGCACGAUGAGUGCAAAACGUCAGAACUUCCGAGCGGCGUCUACCGUUGGCGUAAUUUUAGCGUUGUUUACACUGCACAGUUUGAGCGAGGGCAAGGUGUUUGAAAAAUGUCCUCUGGCUAGAAUGCUGGACAAGCAGAAGAUUUCUUCACGAUCACUAAUCUCCAACUGGGUGUGCCUGGCAAUGGCCGAGAGUGGCGGUGACACUAGCAAAGUAACCACACUGGACAACGAGUCCGCCAGCUACGGUAUCUUCCAGAUUAACAGCAAAACCUGGUGCCGAGAAGGACGCAAAGGUGGUCGUUGCAAUAAAAAGUGUGAAGACUUCCUGACCGAUGAUCUUAACGACGACAUUGAGUGUGCCAAGCAGAUCUACAGUGAUGGCGGUUUCGGUGCGUGGAAGGGCUGGGUAAACCGGUGCAAGCAGAAGACUCUACCCGAUUUGUCAUCAUGCUGGACUUAGGCCCCGUCGCCACACUACAUUGUUAGUAGACAUUAGACAAUGUAGACAGGAAAAAUGUUCCAAAUAAAAUAUUUGACUUUUGUUGCUUCGUAAC